GCUGUAAAACAAGACUAUAUAAUCCCUGCUCUUCAAGAACUCAUUAACACUUCCACAGUGACAACAACAGACGAAGUAACAUACAACUUAUCCCACUGAGUCAAACCAUCUAUAUCAAUCAUGAACUGCAAACUGGUGGCCCUGCUCGCCAUAUUCUGUGCCGUCCUGCUGACAGACACUGACGCCCUCAGACUCCGCAUUCGGGGCAGACGUAUUUGGAGGAGGAUCAAGAAGCCUGUGUGUCGGGCAGCCUGCACCUACACAUGUACGGCGGUGACGUCAGGCUCGGCGGCACCCGUCUGUGGUGUAGGGUGUCGGGAAGCCUGCAACAGGAGGAAGAGAUCCCAAACUGAGCUUUUCCACGAGACCAAAAACCAAGUUGUCAUUCCUCUCCCCCGAGACUUCGACCUGUACGACACAAACAAAGAUGGCGUCAUCGAGGUGAUGGAAUUGGCCGAGUUGUUGUCGCUGGAACCGUCUCGGGAUGAUGUCAUCAAGGCUUUCUCUCUGGCAGACUUUGACGAUGACAACCAACUCAGUAAGGCUGAAUUUUCGGAGGCACCUUGGCUGUUUGAACAAGCAGAGGAUGAAAUCGAAGACAGUAAGGAACUGAGUGAAGAAGACAUGACGAUAGAGUGAGGGAUUUCUGGGAGAACUGAUGUCUGCAUCAAUAUUGCCGGUAUUUUGGAGAAAUACCGGUUUGUGAAUCAACUGUUGUAAAUACUCAACAACUUGUAAAGGUUAAUCCGGAGUCUUUGUUAACAGUUAUUUAUUUGUAAAUAUGUAAUAAUUUAUUGUUUUGUAUCGAGCUGUUAUCAACACCAAAUGAGGGACUUAUACCUCAGUCAAAUGCGUCGAAUAAUUGUUAAUACUAAUGAUUGUUAACAACGUGUAAUAUAUUGUUUUUAUAAGACAGAGUCGUAAGAGUAAUAGGAGGCCAAGUUAUAUUUGACCUUGCCGUAUAGGAGUGUGAUGUGGUAUUAGCAACACAGGUUUAUACAUUGUGCAUCAGACAUACUAUAUGCCAAGGUGUACACACAGUACAGGUUUCAUAAAUAAAGCUAUGAGAUC
This is a messenger RNA of Liolophura sinensis, 1071 nucleotides long. Its product is annotated as EF-hand calcium-binding domain-containing protein 1-like. The record is from RefSeq and is a predicted model, not a curated record. The coding region runs from base 121 to 639 and encodes 172 amino acids. The transcript is spliced from 5 exons. Gene Ontology annotation, molecular function: calcium ion binding. NCBI's taxonomy places the organism in Eukaryota, Metazoa, Mollusca, Polyplacophora, Chitonida, Chitonidae.